Messenger RNA from Haliotis rubra (blacklip abalone), 4389 nucleotides. RefSeq names its product protein O-mannosyl-transferase 2-like. The transcript has 20 exons. The record is from RefSeq and is a predicted model, not a curated record. Gene Ontology annotation, molecular function: dolichyl-phosphate-mannose-protein mannosyltransferase activity. NCBI's taxonomy places the organism in Eukaryota, Metazoa, Mollusca, Gastropoda, Lepetellida, Haliotidae. Gene Ontology annotation, cellular component: endoplasmic reticulum; membrane. The coding region runs from base 119 to 2464 and encodes 781 amino acids. Gene Ontology annotation, biological process: protein O-linked glycosylation via mannose.
UCAACUGCCCAAGGGCAGGUAACUCUCAGUAUUGCUGCCGGGGAAAACAAAUCAGGUGUACGGUAACAUCAAUAAAAUCGAAGAUAUCUGCACGCUCUAUGAUACAACGAACAUAGCGAUGUCGGCCAAACAUGCCCAGGCUCUUCGGAAAAGAAAAGGUGGCAAGGAAAAGGAAGGUGGAACUAUUGGGAAGGAGGAGGAAUUUAAAAACCAAGGAGCUCAAAAUCAAGGAAACGCAGACUCGAAGCCAACACAUCUAGUCAAUGACAGCGAAGAGGCAGGUGGACAUGGCGAUGGCGACAAGAAGCCAGCGAGGAAGAGAUUCAACAGGGACGGACUGUUGACCCCCAGUGAUAUGUCGUCAGAUGAGGACGACGAGUACCCGCCCCGAGAACCAAGAACCUACUUUUUAUGCCUGUGUUUAUUCUCCCUAGCGUCGUUACUCACAAGGCUUUACAAUAUUGAGCUACCUCAACAUGUUUGCUGGGAUGAGACCCACUUUGGGAAAAUGGGAAGCUGGUAUAUCAACCGGACCUUCUUUUUUGAUGUGCAUCCGCCCUUAGGCAAGAUGCUUAUUGGCUUGGCUGGUGUAACAACAGGUUACGAUGGCAGUUUUCCCUUUGCCAAGCCUGGAGAUGAGUAUGGAGGCACCAACUAUGUGGGCAUGAGAGUGUUCUGUGCUACAUGUGGAGCUAUGCUGGUGCCUGUAUCCUUCAAGGUUGUGUGGGUGCUCACCCAUUCCAUUGUUGCUGCCAUAUUUGCUGCUUGUCUUAUCCUGUUCGAUGUGGGCACCAUAACACUGUCACGUCACAUCCUACUUGAUCCAAUUCUGCUUGUGUUCAUCAUAAUGGCGACCUAUUCAUCUGUGAAAUUCAAACUGUAUCAAAACAGGCCAUUCAGUUUUUCCUGGUGGGGCUGGUUGGCUGUGACGGGAGUAUUUCUGUCAUGUUCUAUAGGAGUAAAGUUUGUUGGUCUCUUUGUGAUCGUGCUGGUGGGCUUGACAACUGCCUAUGAUCUGUGGGAACUGUUGGGGAAUCAAGCUCUGUCUAUGGUGGAGGUUGUGAAGCAUCUGGCAGCGAGAGCCCUGUGUCUGAUUGUUCUCCCAGUUAUCGGCUACAUGAUAAUAUUCGCUGUCCACUUCAAUGUGCUCAGUCUAAGUGGCAAUGGGGACGGUUUCUACAGUUCUGCCUUCCAGUCCUCCUUGGUGGGAAACAAACUGUACAAUGUCAGCAUGCCAGAAAAUAUAGCAUAUGGUAGUUCUAUCACUCUGAAGCAGCGCCGUACUGGCGGGGCAUACCUACACUCCCACUGGCAUCUCUACCCCGAGGAACAUCCCCCUAAACAGCAGCAGGUGACAACAUAUAGUCACAAGGAUGAAAACAAUGUCUGGCGCUUCAAGCCAGCUGAUCGUGAAGCCAGUAUUUCCGAGCAGCCACAACUAGUCCGCAGUGGAGAUAUGAUUAGACUGGAGCAUGUGAUAACAAAGAGAAAUUUACACAGUCACAAGGAGCCAGCGCCGCUGUCUAAACGACACUUCCAGGUCUCAGGGUAUGGCCAGAACGGAACUGGAGACUCGAAUGAUGUCUGGGUUAUUGAAGUGGUGGGAUCGCCACGGGGCACCCCCAUACAGACGGUGCGCUCAAGGCUGAGGAUCAUCCAUUACUUUGUGAAGUGUGCACUAUACUCUCAUGACAAGAAGCUGCCCAAGUGGGGCUGGGAGCAGCUGGAAGCAAGCUGUAAUCCCAAUGCCAAGGACAGCAACGCUCUGUGGAGUGUUGAGGAGGUGCACGACUCCAGAUUGCCAAAUGUAAGCUUUGAAGUCUACUCUCCGUCAUUCGUUGAGAAGUUUCUUGAAAGUCAUGCAGUCAUGACACAGGGAAACAGUGGGCUCAAACCUAAAGAAGGGGAGAUAACUUCCAGACCCUGGCAGUGGCCUAUCAACUACAGGGGUCAGAUAUUUUCUGCCAAGGACCACCGUAUCUACCUCCUGGGCAACCCCGUCAUCUUCUGGGGCCUGUUGGUCAUCAAGGCCAUGUUCCUCGUGUUCUUUGUUAUACAUAGGAUAAAGUUAAAGCGUGGAAUCCAAGUACCAGAGCCUAUCAGAGUAUACAAUGACAAGAUGUUCAGGUCCUGCUGGUGGCUGCUCCUGGGCUGGGGGUUACACUAUGUGCCGUUCUGGUUCAUGGGUCGUGUGCUGUACUUCCACCACUACUUCCCCGCCUUCCUGUACAGCGCCAUGUUCGGAGGUGUGAUGCUGGACUAUCUGAUCACCCGGUUCUGUCUGAUACUGCCCGAAAACUGGGCAGUGAAAGUGUUCCCCUGGCUACUAGUGUUGGUCAUCCUUGUGCUGGCUGGCAGUUUCUACCUGUUCCACCCCUUGACGUUUGGCGCUGCAGGUCCAAUGGCCAUCGAAGAAGGAUCUGUGAUGAGUGGCCUUAAGUGGAUGGAUUCCUGGGACAUAUGAAACAUGGUUGUGUGAUGUAGGAGAUUAUCACUGAGACCCGAGUGAUGAGGUUGGCAGAUGAUGCGGUUAUCAACCAAACUAUUGCUGCAAUACUAUAUAAACCUGCCAGCAUUUUACAAAAGAAAUAUCGUUCAUCCAUUUUCAUCAUUAGCAUGGUCAAACUAAAUGAUAUUAUAUUUACUUGAUACUACCAAGUUAUUUUAAAUGUUUAGUGAAAGCCAUACUUGCAUUCAUGGUCACAAGAUAUUUAUUUUGUACUGUUUUACAAUUUCAAUGGUUUUGUUAUGUUUACUGACCAAAUGUACUGAUAUUUGGAGUGUUUCCGCCUAAAAAACUGAUACUAAUGUCAGUGAAUUCUCAAGCUACAGCUAGAUUUAGAUCAGUUAAGUUUGUUUUGUUUCCCAGAUUAUGAUUCUGACAGCACUGAAGAGCAGCUGUUUGUGAUCAGCAGUGUAGGAUUUGAAAUAUUCAGGGCAAAUGUAUACACUGUGCGUGGAAUACAUUCAUGCAAUUAUCAGGAACUAACAAUCAAAGGCAUAUGAGGUAAAACUGUUAGUUUUUCCAGAAAUAUUGUUUAACUUUUAAAUAAUUAGUCAAAAUGUGUUUUACAAAAUCAGUGUUCCUGUCUAAACAGUUAAUCGUUUUAUGUUGUUGUAUGACAUCGCAUGGUUAAACAAAAUACAGGCAGACAUGUUUCAGUUAAUUAUGGAAGCGUAGAUCUGUCAUACUACACCCAUUUCAUCACACAUUCUUAGACUGCAGAUGUAAGCUUCUGAUACAACUGUCAGCAGAUAUUCUUUCUAAAUUAAAUAUUUUAUCAUUAUCUGCUGACGGAUUCAAAGGCUUACAUGAAAUGAAUAGAACAGCUUUGGAUGUCAAAGUUAACGAAAGGUCACUGGUGAUUUUCUGUCCUUUUUAUUCAUGAAGAUUAGUGAUUAUGUUUAUAUGCUACCAGCUGCCUGUAGUAAUGAUUCCACCAUAUGUUACAGUUUUAGCCUCUAUGUUUUCUAAUGAGACCACAUCGGUCACAAGGAAUCUUGUGCAAUAAUAUGUUCUUUGCAGAUGUUUCAUCGUAGGCCUGAGUCCCAGUUCAUAGCACAACAUUCGUAAGCCUAUGAUAAACUACAGAGAUACAAUAGGUCGUAAUGAACGCUUUGUGGAUUGUGACCCUGGACCAUUUCCAUUAAUGAUUGUGUCCUAUUUUGUAAUAGAAACUUACAAUUGUUGCAGCAAAAUGAUCUCUUUGUGAAAUCGGCUCAGAACCCUAAUUAAGGAAUUCAUCUUAACGCUUCUUUUUUCCUAGGUCAGAGUCUAUGAGUAUGGUUUUAAAUAUUUUUGCACCAUGACAUUUGAAAUUCUAGGAGUUUCGGUCAUCUUUGUGCAACUACUAGUAUAAGUUUGUUGGACUAUGACAGAUACAAUCAUCUUAGCACUAUGAUUAUCAUAAAUGUAUUUCAAACUAUGGGAGUCACAAUCAUCUUCAUGCUACGAUUGUUUUGGGAAACAGGGUCAAUGCAUGUACACAAUGCAUUCUGGAAAGAUUCAGUUCAUCAAAGCAAUUUGUACCAUCAUGAUGUGUUAUGAUGUCAUUUGUACCAUGAUGUGUUAUGAUGUCAUUUGUACCAUGAUGUGUUAUGAUGUCACUUGUAUCAUGAUGUGUUAUGAUGUCAUUUGUCAUGCAAAACAAGACUUCUUCAUGAGCAAGUGUGUGUUUCUUAAAGUUUGCUGGAUGACUAACAGUUAUGUUUUAAAGGAAGAUCACACUGACAGUGUUAUUCAUUUAGAGUCAUUGAUUCAUUCUUAUUUAUCUUACCCAUGAUUAAAUAACUGUCAGUUUUGAUGCAUGUUUGAUACUACAGCCUGUAUCUGGUUUGGUGUUGUUUAACACAGCACUCAGCAAUAUUCCAGCUAUAUGGCAGUAGUCU